This is a messenger RNA of Hydra vulgaris (swiftwater hydra), 849 nucleotides long. Its product is annotated as maleylacetoacetate isomerase. Gene Ontology annotation, molecular function: maleylacetoacetate isomerase activity; glutathione transferase activity. NCBI's taxonomy places the organism in Eukaryota, Metazoa, Cnidaria, Hydrozoa, Anthoathecata, Hydridae. Gene Ontology annotation, biological process: glutathione metabolic process; L-phenylalanine catabolic process. Gene Ontology annotation, cellular component: cytoplasm; mitochondrion. The record is from RefSeq and is a predicted model, not a curated record.
AAAAAAAGUUGACACCCCCUGCAUAAAAUAAUCCGCUGGAUAAUAAAUUUAAUAAACCCUCGUGUUUUUUUAAUGUUUGUGUAAUCAAUAAUAUUUGAUUAACUGGUGAAUUGUGUUCUCCUGCCUUUUCUUUGAAAAUAACUAUGAUUCCAGUAUUGUAUUCAUAUUUUAGAAGUAGUUGCUCAUGGAGAGUAAGAAUCGCAUUAGCACUAAAAGGUGUGGAAUAUGAAUACAAAGCAAUCAAUUUGUUAAAGGGAGAACAGAAAAGUGAUGAUUAUCGAAGUAUUAAUUCUCAAGGGUUUGUUCCCCUUCUAGUAAUUGACGGUCAAAAGUUAUGUCAAUCUCUUGCUAUAAUGGAGUACUUAGAUGAAGUUUAUCCCGAAAUUCACCCUCUCUUACCUUGCAAAGAUCCUGUUAAGCGCUCUGAAGUUAGAGCUAUGGCAUUAUUGAUUGCAGCUGAUAUACAACCUGUGCAAAACUUGUCUGUUUUGAACUUUGUGGGAGAUGAAAAGAAAAUGGAUUUAGCUCAUUGGGUAAUUGAAAAAGGAUUCAAAGAUUUAGAAAAGUUGUUAGAAAAGCAUUCUGGGAAGUAUUGUUAUGGUGAUGAGAUAACCAUGGUUGACUUGUGUUUGGUGCCUCAAGUUUAUAAUGCAACCAGAUUUAAAGUGGAUAUGAGUCAGUUUCCAAUCAUAUCUAGGGUAAAUGAAGAACUAAGUCAACAUCCUGCUUUUAAAGUCGCCCAUUGGACUAAUCAGCCGGACUGCCCUCCUGAGCUUAAAGUUUAACUUUCUUACUUGAAAAUUUAUAUCAUUGUAAUUUUUCUUAAACAAAUUUUGUAACUUCAAAUAA